Molecule: messenger RNA, 6628 nt
Organism: Pipra filicauda (Wire-tailed manakin)
Lineage: Eukaryota; Metazoa; Chordata; Aves; Passeriformes; Pipridae
Gene: KBTBD11
Product: kelch repeat and BTB domain containing 11
Exons: 3
Coding region: 447-2225 (592 amino acids)
Molecular function (GO): protein binding
Source: RefSeq, a predicted model, not a curated record
CCGCUCCUCCCUCCCCUCCGCCUGCCAGGCGAACAAAGGGGCUGAGCGCGGCCCCGCGCUCGCCUGGCCCCUCCGCCAGCUCGGCCCCUGCGCUUCAGCCAUUUGCCUCGCCUGGCAUCGCCCCGCCGCUCCCUCCCCGCCUCCCCGGCCUCCCCGCCGGCUCCCGCGCCGUGGGCGAGGCGGCGGGGCCGCUGCACUGCAGGAGCUGCCCCCAGCGGAGCGGGGCUCGGCGGCCGCGGGAGGAAGAGGGAAUGCAUAUAAGGAGCAGUGAUAUGAAGAAUACUUCACAAAGGUCAUGCGAAGACAAACUUGACUAGUCGCCUUCCAGAAUCAAUUGCAGCCUCAGCCUUCCACUGAAAUAGUUGCACAAGGUGAUGGCCGCCCCGCCGCGGCCGGCAGCGCUCCGCACAGGCUCGGCGCGGCGCCGCCAAAGGUAGCGCGGCUCCAUGGAGGGCUCCCUGGAGGGCAGCGCGGCCCCGGAGGAGGAGAGCGGGGCCGCGAACGGCGCCCCCCCGCCGCCGCCGCCGCCCACCCCGGCCGCCCCCUGCGGCUUCAGCUCCUCCCUCUGCUUCAGCGCUGCCGCCGCCGAGCCGCAGCCGCCCGCGGCCGGCGGCCGGGUGGUACAGAGCCAGUGGGAGAUCAACAACGCCGCCUGCCAGCCGGAGGAGGACGAUGAGGAGGUGGUGGGGCCGCGGGACCGGCCGGCGGAGGAGCCCGACCUUGUGAUCGAGGUGUCGGGGCGUCGCAUUCGGGCGCACAAGGCGGUGCUGGCGGCCAAGAGUGACUACUUUCGUGCCCGCGCCUCCCGGGACGUCCUGCGGGUGAAGGGGGUGAGCUACGGGGCGCUGCGGCUUCUCAUCGACUACGUGUACACGGCCCGCAUGGGAGAGGUGCGGCACGACAACCUGGCGGAGGUGGUGAGCGGCGCCCGCGUCCUGCAGAUGCCGUGUGCCCUGCACUGUGCCGCCGAGGCCAUGCGCGCCCAGCUCUGCCUUGGCAACUGCUACCAGCUCCUUUGCCUGGCCAAGAAGCAGCGGCUGGCGGAGCUACGGGAGGCUGCCUACCGCUUCAUGAGCGACCAUUACCUGGAGGUGCUGCGGGAGCCCAGCGUGUAUGGCCGCCUCAGCGGCACUGAGCGGGACCUCAUCCUGCAGCGGCGCAUGGAGGCCGGCCGGCCCUGCCUGCUGGUGGCCGAGGUCAGCGAUGCCUUCGAGCGGCCGGGUGGCGGCAGCCGGCCACAGAGCCGCGAAAGCAGCCGGCCGCAAAGCCCCUCCUCCGUGGUGUCCCUGGAGGAGAGUGGCUCCCUCAUCCACUGCUACCAGGAGGCCAGCGGCGAGUGGAGGGUGCUGACGCGCCUGCCCGAGGAAGCCAAUGCCAAGGGCUGUGCCAUGUGUGUCCUCCACAACUACCUCUUCCUAGCAGGGGGCAUCGUGACAGGGCCGGUGGGCAGCGAGCCCAGGGCCCGCCUUUCCGACAAGGUCUUCUGCUAUAAUCCCCUCACUGACACCUGGAGCCAGGUGCGGCCGCUGGCCCAGCCCCGCUCGCAGCUCAAGCUGCUGGCCUUGGAUGGUUACCUGUAUGCUGUGGGGGGUGAGUGCCUCUUCACUGUGGAGAGGUACGACCCACGGGCUGACCGCUGGAGCCCUGUGGCACCUCUGCCCAAGGGUGCCUUCGCUGUGGCUCAUGAGGCCACCACUUGCAAUGGGGAGAUCUAUGUGUCAGGAGGCUCCCUCUUCUACCGCCUGCUCAAAUAUGACCCCAAGCGUGACGAGUGGCAGGAGUGCCCUUACAACAGCAGCCGCCGGCGCUCAGCGGACAUGGUGGCCUUCAAGAGCUUCAUCUACCGCUUCGAUGUGAGCAGUAGCCGUGGUGGGGAGCCGGGCCCAGGUGGUGGGGCCGCUGGUGGUGUCGAAGUUUUCCGGUACAACACAGUGGCCAAGUGCUGGAGCCAGUGUGCCAGCCUGCGGCCCAGCGGCAGCCCCAUCCAGCCCUUCCGCUGUGCCCCCUUGGGCAACACCAUCUACUGCGUCAACCGGACCGGCACCCUUCGCUUCAGCCUAGCCCAGGACGGCGAGGUGGAAGCGGAUGGUGGGCUCAAGGGCACUUUUGACGGGGAGCUUCUUAAAGCUCCCUUGGAUGUCAAGGGUGUUCUCCUGCCCUUUGUGCUUACCCUGCCUGAGAGGCUGGACAAAGCAGGGGACCAGGAGGGCUCCCUCCCACUGUGAGAUGGUCAGCCUGGCUCUGGCUUCCUGAGAGGGGAGCUGGGUUGCAGCUGUGGGAAACCCACAAACUCCCACCUACAGAGGGGAUUCCCCCUGGUGAGUCUGCAGAGAAGAGGGGCUCCCCCUUUCCUCCUCUCUGCUCCCAGGAUAUUGAGCUGGUUUUAACUCUUCUCGUGUUUGCUGUGCUUUGUGUGAAAAACCAAGCACAUGAAAGUAAAAGCUGCUAUAUUGGAUAAUCUCUGGAUUAUGUUUGUGCCAAUUCCCAAUCUGAGAAAAACGUUUUUACACCUGGAUAUCUAAAAUAUUCCUGACAACAGUGUCAUAAUGGGACAUUAGUGUUGGUUGUGUGUUUAUGCAUAGUUGCAGUCUGGGUUGGAGCCUUUUCUACUAUUUGGGUUUUUUCCGUCUAGGAUGAUACUGAGGGAUAAACAUAGUUUAGCUGAAUUUGUUUGUAUGUUAAACCAGCUAUUUCCUGUGUCAAAAAAGUAUAGGAAGAACAUCUCCAUCACAGCCUUUCAUUUGUGGUGCAAUGGAUGGUUUAAGGAAGAUGUGGCACUGUGUGGUCCCGGGAAUUUCAACCACAGAUGAUUUAACAUAUACCAGACUUAAAGUUUUGUGUAACUAAAAUGAGUGCCACAUGUUAUACUUGGAAUACAAAAAAAAAAAAAGUCAAGUUACCUUUUUAAAAUGUGGCAUAUUAUAGCACAUAUGAAAUGUUGAUAUGUUCUUUAUUUGAAAAAGGCAACGGUUUCUAUAUAAAAAGACAUUGUUUUAUUACUGUUUUUUAAUCAGAGAUUUUAAAUUAUAACAAAAAUGAACUGAAGCUGUUCAGACUGCAGCCAGUUGAUGUGACCAUGUAUGCCACUAGAGCUGGGGAAAAACUUUGUACUUCAUCUGCUCUUUAAUUAACUGCAGGUCAAGGAAGGUUAACCUAAACCAAAUGUAAGUUCUUUGAAACUGACUGUAAACAGCUUAAAUGUUUCACUGUAUGUUCAGUAUCCUGUGGCAAGAGGCUUUUCCAGCUUGGUUCGAGACCAUCGAAGGAGGACAUGGAAAAUAGGAAUGCGCAACACAUGUCGAUUAUAUUGUGCACUAGCAUGAUGUUACCUCCCUAUCUUUUGAUUGAGAGACUGCUUUAUUUAUUUUGAUCUCAUGAUUAUUGUAAUCAAUAAGUCCUUGUUAAAUGCAGUACGUGCUGAUAGCAUACGCCGUCAUUGUGAUUCUAAGCUUCCCAAGAGAGCUAUUUGUGGAGCAGCAUCCUAAUGAGACAAAACCAUACAAAACUCCUUCUUGCCUGUGGAAAGUUGUCAUGUUACUCAGAACUGGAAAAGAGUAAAUUGUCUACAUAGACAGACUAUAUUGAAAAGGACACAUGCAUUUAUUUUAUACAUUUUAUAUUGCAAAAAAAUCAGCAGGCAAGGCAAAUGUUUUAGCUUUAUGGUAAAUCACUGAGAAACCUUUUCUGAAAAAAGGAACUUGUGUUUUUGCUAGUACAUCACUGUAACUCAGUGUGGAACUGGCGUGGACUGUGGAAGAGAAUUGUUUUUACUCAAAGUUCUUGUAUAGAUUCAUAUUUUAGAAAGACAUAGGGACCUUACAUCAAAGAAAGCAGAUUUUUUUAUGUUUUAUUAAGAUGUUUUUGUUAAAUAGGACUUUAGCAUUCUUAUAUGUAAUUGCUAGUUCCAAAGGAAGACAGCAGGCUCUGUCCUAAGAGACACCAUCUUUACAAAAGAGAGUAGUGAGGUUUGUAGAUACUUCUUUUGUUCACUUAAUUUUUUUUUCUUUUCUCCUUCUGUCUUGCACAGGGUUUUAACACAGUUGAUCUGGUUAGCCAUGCUAUAGAAAACAGUGGUCCAGUCCUAGAAGUUCUUAGCCUAGUGAGCCUAUUCCCUAGUGAACUAAUUAAAGCAUCAGCCGGGCAGGAGCUGUAGGCCUGCAGAGUGUGAUGUUUAUCUUAGCCUCAGUACAGGUUGGUGCCAUGGAAUUUAAUACCAUUCAUGGAGUGUUGGAUUUAAUUCUCAGACAAGAAUCCUUGGAAAUGUUGACUCUAAAUUAAAUUACAGCAUUGUAGCUUGAGCAGGAAAGAAAAAGUAUGUGUUUGCCUUCGGCAUAAUUUUUAUGUUAACUAUAGAAAGUAUUUCAAGCUGGGUAGUGAAACACUUAGGUGCAUACUUAAACUUAGCAUAAGUGCUAGGCCAGAUUUUGAAAUAGUAGAGUCACCAGGAACACACACAAGGAAAUGUCUGUUUUAUCUUGCAAUACAAUACAAUUUCAUAGUUCAAAGUAUUACGUAGUAUAGUUCCUAUACUACAGCAUAACGAGCCAUUAAACCAGCUUUUGCAUUCCUAUUAAUUAAGCAUUAAUUAAGCACUUUCAUUCCUGCUAAUGCAUGAAAAUGCUUUUAAACGAGUUUUGGGAAGUCUCCAUGAUUUAAGCUGUGAAAAUAGCUGCAAACUUUCGUGAAAGAGUGAACCAUAUCCUUUCUUCCAGUAUUUGUUGCUGUACACUGUGAAGAAAUACAUUUGGACAUAAGUUCUACAGUACUAAGCAUUCAAUGAACCUGCAGUGAUCUGUAUUUUUGCUAGCUCCUAUUUUUAGAAAGGGUUGAAUCAAGUGCUUACCUGCUUUCACUGUUUACACAGUGUCAGUGGAGGCAGUCUGGGCUUCAUUAGCAGCUGUCUAUCAAACCUGUUUCCUUUGUACACUCUGCAUAGUCACAGCCUGAUGAUUGACAACAGAGGCAUGUUUCUAGCCAGAUUUCCUACUCUGUGGCCUCUGUUUCCUCCCUGGUAAGCCUUAGGCAGAUUUACUGAGAGUUGUUUUUUCCCCCAAUUAUAGUUUCACCCAAACAACCCCACCAAACUUGGGCACAAAAACCAGAAUUUAGGUAAUCUUCAGGCAUUUGAAGACCAAAAUUAUCAUCCCAGAACUCUUCAGUUUAAUUUAAACCUAGCCACAACUACCCCUUUGACAUGUAGAGGUGCUGAGCAGUUCUCCUCCACUCACUCAGAACUGCCCACCUUGGAGCAGUUCCGCACCUACCUAAGGACCACCUCAACUCCUUUGAAACUAGAUGAUGGGAUACCCAGAAGCCACUGAUCUAAUAGGGUUUUAUGGUACAGAUUAAAGGGCCAGGCCACCCUCAAGUUGCAUAUGUUUUGCUUUAAAGACAAAGCUGUUUUAUCUAGAGUCGCCUGAAGGCUACUCUGUUUGCAUGGGAACAUGGAGAUCUGUGUGUGCUUUCUUAGCCUGCAAACGUUCAACCCACAUCUUCCACUGCCUCAUUGUCAAUGGACUAAAGGACCUCUUGGAGCUAGUCCCUGAUCUCUAAAUGUUUAUGCAUUUUGCAUUGUAUGUUAAUUGGCUAAAAAAUCUCACAAAUUAUCAAGGUAGGUAAAUUCAAACCCUCAUCCUCACUGAUAAAUUGGAGACUAGCCAGAGAGACAUAGUUUACUCUGUCAUCUUUCUUCUCCAUGAAUCUUCCAGUCCUCCCAUUUUAGUGGGACAUGCAGGAGAUAAUUUUUCUGCUCUAAUUUUUUAGGCAAUAAUUUUUCCUUCCUAGAGUACUCCUGUUUUCAAGGUCAUCUGCUUGAGGAUUUAGACUUGAAUUCCCUUAAGCUGAAUAAGGGCUGAAGUGAGGCCUUGCAGUUCACGUGUGUGCGCGCGCACGUGUGUGCAUUUUCAGAUCUAGAUGACUGUUGAGAAGAACUGUAUUGGGACCACUUCCUGGGUUCUUUUUCAGGGGAGAGCUUCUUGCAAAUCCUCCAAAAGCACACACAGGCUCCUCCACAUUGAGUUCUGGGUAAAUUCCAGGCUCCAGCUCCUGGAUGGGUAAAUCAGGACAGAUGUAGUAAAUGUUUGUACAAUUGGGCAAGUUUUCUUUGGAAAGCUUUUGCAGACAGGCUCUGUGUUUUGGGUUACCAGUCCAAGGUGAGCUACUCCAUGCACUGUACCGGGAGGCCAAGCAGGUAAUUCGAAUUCUUCUCAGGGGUGCCGUCUCGGUAAAGAGGCAUUGUAGUGCCUAACAUGGAAAUGCCUAAAGCCUUCGUUGAAUCUAAAACUAAAUCCCAACUUCAAUAAAGAAAUGCUAAUAACAGAUGGAACCUUACCGUUUCCAUCUAUUAACUAGUUCUGUAAAAAGAAAUCCUUAAUUGUAGCAAAGGCAUGUGUUCAAAUUCUGUUCACACUUGGAAACUAAACCAAACAAAUAAUUGGCAAAAGAAUAACCCUAUUUGAUCAAAACCAACACUGUCAAGCAACAUGGGAAGGAUGCUAAUCAUAUCCUAGUAAUGAAUAAAAUUGUGCAGUAGCUGAUGUAAAUUCUGUCCACAAAAAGUUUCUUUGUAAAUAAGUACCUGGUAAAAUUUAAUUGAUAAAAGAAUAAAUUAUUCACAUGAAAGCCGUAA